GUGGCGUCUCGCGUAAUGGCGAGCGUGCAAUGUAAUUUGCUGUUUUGCGUGUGGUAUUUUUGCUUGCUUUUUGCAUUUGCAAUUUUAUUUUCAUUUUGUUUUGUAAAAAAUAUGAAGUAUUAUUUUCCAUGUAAUUCAUGAAAUAUGGUAUUAAUAACUGUUUACCAUAUAGCCUGUUUUGUGUUAUCAUCGAAUCUAUUUCGAAUGUAAACAGAGAUCUCCAUGUACAGGGAUAUCCUUAAGUUUUUAUUCUAGGUUGGUAGUUAUUUAUUUCAAAUGGAUCCUGUUCACGAAAUGAGUAAACUAUCGAUAAAUGGUACAAUGGACCAUAAACGAGAAGACUACAUCUCUUGGGCAGACUACUUCAUGGGAUUAGCAUUACUCGCUGCCAAACGUAGCAAAGAUCCCAAGACACAAGUUGGUGCAUGCAUAGUUAGUGAAGACAAGAAAAUUGUUGGUAUGGGGUAUAAUGGUAUGCCUACAGGAUGCCACGAUGAUGACUUUCCAUGGGGGAAAAACAAAGAUGAUAUGCUAGAAGAUAAAUCUAUGUAUGUAUGCCAUGCAGAAAUGAAUGCAAUAGUUAACAAAAAUGCUGCAGAUUUGAAGAACUGUACAAUAUACACUAGUCUUUUCCCAUGCAACGAAUGUGCGAAGAUCAUCGUCCAAUCAGGGAUCAAGACGGUCGUGUACAUGUUUGAUAAAGAUGAUGCCAAAUACGAAGCUUCCAAAAUAAUGUUCCGUGCUACUAAUAUAGAAUAUAGGCGCCACACGCCGGAGGUAAGCAAGAUUGUUAUAGAAUUCCCUACACAUAAGCAAAUUGAAAGCCCAUAAAAGUUUAUACUUAAAUAUAAUUAUGAAAUGAAUAUAUGUACUAUUUUUUAGUGCUAGUAAUUUUUUUUAGUUAUGCCGAUCUGAUCCACAAAACAGAUCCACUGCCAAAUAUUAUUAUUUUUCAAUACCGUCUUAUCCAUUGCAAUAAACUUUACCAUUCCGAUUCGAUCCUAGGCAAACAUUAUGUGACCAAGAGACUGAAUUUUUUUUCAAUAGGAAUAAAAAAUCUUGUGGGUCAGACUGGAAUACUCAAUUUUUUAACUCAAAACUUUUUAUAGAUAAAUUAUUAGAUAGAUUUUUAUCGUGUGGAAUAAAUUAAUUUGAUUGAAUUUUUACAUGUCGACUAUUCGUGAGAAAUCCACAUAAUAAUUUAAAUGGGCGACUUUCCUCUGUGCGUCUAUAGUUUCGAUUCAUUUAGACCAACAUCGACAACUAAAAUAUAUUAAUUAUUAUGUCGAAUAUUGUGAAGUUUAAAUCUUGUCAUGGUUAUUCUUAUUAGUUUUGUAUUAACUGUUUAGUGAUCAUUAACUGUUUAAUGGUCAUUGUGAUAUUAUAAUUUAUAUGUAGUAAUAAGUAAUACAUGUAGUGUGGUAUUCUGUUUUUUUAAUAAGUUUUACGUAUAAAUUUCAAGAAAUAAUGUGAAUGUAUUUUUGUGGGAAUAAUAAAAUGAAUUUUCAUAAUAAUAGUUCUAAUAAAAUGUUUAGCUAUAAAAAUAAUAGAAUUUAAUGGUUCCAAUUAUAAACAUUAAAAUCAUCAUUUUUGAAAAAUCAACAAAUAAUUUUAUAAAUUACUCAUCAAAAAAAAUUAAAUCCUCCUUCCUUACACUUCCUCAUGGCUGAGGGUCGUCUUUGCGUAUUCCCUGUUACACUCGGGCGUCGUGACGCCUGGGUAAAAAAUCAACCAUUAACUUUUGAAGAUUUGGCUAUGCUUUUAAAAUCGGCUGCCUGCCUGAAGUCAUCCCCAUUUUGGGAUGCUAUUGUUGCCUAUCGGCUGUUAAGGCAUGUGUUCCUCAGUCGUCUCGUAAGACAUCCACCGGAGUAUAAGGAGCAAUAGCAUUCCAAAGAGGGUUGACGUCAGGCAGACGGCCGGUUGUGAAAUUACAACUGAAUCUUUAUGCUAACUCCGAACUUCGCGGCUUCAUAACCCCGAACGAAACGGGUAAUAUGCAGAGCUGAGUGAGCAGUAUAGGGUGAGAAAUUAAUAAAAUAAUUUAUGAAAAACAAAUUCAAAUCAAUUAUUUAUUUCAGUAAACUUAUCUAAGUUACAGUGGAGUCAGUUAUUGUUUAUAAUUCUGUUAUUUUUAUAACGAAAUACUAAGCUGCAUUUUUUAAAAUUCUUACAUAAUAAGUGAACUCAUAAGUAUAUCAAUAUUUUAGGCAUUUUUUUUGUAUUUUUUACAUUUACCCUUGAUUUAUAAAUGACAUAACUUUAUUUAAGUUGAGAAACAAGUUACCAAUAAAGAAAUACAUGCGUAUGACUAUUUGAAA
This is a messenger RNA of Plodia interpunctella (Indianmeal moth), 2318 nucleotides long. RefSeq names its product deoxycytidylate deaminase-like. NCBI's taxonomy places the organism in Eukaryota, Metazoa, Arthropoda, Insecta, Lepidoptera, Pyralidae. Gene Ontology annotation, molecular function: zinc ion binding; dCMP deaminase activity. Bases 277 to 831 code for a protein of 184 amino acids. Gene Ontology annotation, biological process: pyrimidine nucleotide metabolic process. The record is from RefSeq and is a predicted model, not a curated record. The transcript is spliced from 5 exons. Gene Ontology annotation, cellular component: cytoplasm.